GUUUUCUUUUAAGUUUAAAAGUAAACUAGUUUUCAAAAUUCAUUUAACAACUCAUAUUCUAUUUGUACUUUUUCGUAUUUGUAUUGACUUUUGCUAGAGUCGCCAUCUAGUGAAGGUGCUUUUUAGAGCUUUCGUUUUAUUUUUAUAAUUACGUCAGAAAUAAAAUUAGAAUGAAUAUCAUAGACAAGAUCCAAACAUCGCUAGUGACAUCUAGUUUGAGUUCAAGAAUUAUUUUUUAUUUUUUAAAUACUUCCUAUUUGUCAGUUACAAAAUGUUGUUGGUUGGUUAAUUUUUUGGUUUUGUUUUUAAUUUAAAUAAUAUCCAAUUAUCACUGAGUCUGUAAUGUGACAUGGAUAAAGAAAUUUAACUCCGAGAAUUGAAAAAAAAAAUGGUUUUUUAUUUUUAUUCGGUACUUGAAAGUUAGAUUUUAAGCUAAAUAUAUUUUAUUUUAAGUCAAGAUGAUUUGAUUAAAGUGGCGAUUUAUUCAUUUUACCAAGAUUAGAAUUCGGUUCUAUAAUUUUUUUCACUUCAAUACACUUUUAAAAGUUGGUACGAAAUUCGGUUCUGUUCGAAGUGAAUAUUCGGGCGUCGACCGAACGGUCCAUCCCUUCUACCCGUAAUAACCGUUUAUGAUCUGUCAGUCGGUCGGUCGCCUCGCCUCACAGUCGCUUGCUCGGUGUUCAUCGUUUUGUACCACAAACUACGUAGGGCUAUUUUGUACUUAACGUUGCCGUGUGUGGUCACGGCCCAACGUGUGGUAGAACAACGCGAGGUGAUAAUUUAAAAGGAUUUAGUGUGUUGUGAGGUGCAGUGUCGGUCGCCGCGACCGUUUAAUGUGGUAUUCAGUGCCGGUGUUAGGUUAUCGGUUGUCGGGCCGCGCGGCGUGAUUGGGCGGCACGAUGGUGGACAUGGAUAGGAACGAUCCGGAACUCCGGUACCUGUCGGUUGAUAGGAACAGUUUCAACGACCCUGCAACGCAAGCAGAAUGGACCCAGAAGCGAUUGGUAUGGGUGCCUCACGAGACCCAGGGUUUUGUCGCAGCAGGGAUAAAGGGGGAACGGGGAGAUGAAGUCGAGGUGGAGAUUGCUGAGUCUGGAAAGAGGAUGUUGGUACCAAUAGAUGAUAUACAAAAGAUGAAUCCACCCAAGUUUGACAAGGUCGAGGAUAUGGCAGAGCUAACAUGUUUGAAUGAGGCUUCUGUGUUGCACAACAUCAAAGACAGAUACUAUUCUGGCCUUAUUUAUCGUUGUGCUCGAGAUGAAUGUCAAGGUGAGGCGCGCCGUCGUCGCCGCCCGCCGGCCGAAACGACCGCAGCAGUCAUUGACCCUAGAGGGGUGGAGGGGGCGCCGGCCCACGCGAAUAUGUACGCUAUUGCGUCCAAACUCCACUAA
This is a messenger RNA of Diatraea saccharalis (sugarcane borer), 1391 nucleotides long. The record is from the annotation of a GenBank genome assembly. Lineage: Eukaryota; Metazoa; Arthropoda; Insecta; Lepidoptera; Crambidae.